Molecule: messenger RNA, 1520 nt
Organism: Aphis gossypii (cotton aphid)
Lineage: Eukaryota; Metazoa; Arthropoda; Insecta; Hemiptera; Aphididae
Product: galactosylceramide sulfotransferase-like
Exons: 2
Coding region: 250-1401 (383 amino acids)
Biological process (GO): glycolipid biosynthetic process
Cellular component (GO): membrane
Molecular function (GO): galactosylceramide sulfotransferase activity
Source: RefSeq, a predicted model, not a curated record
UCAAAAGCACUUAAAACGUAAGUGUGUUGUGUAUAGUUCUAUAACACUGCAUAAAGAAUUAUCUUUCGAAAUUAAGAUAGAUAUAACCAACUAUAGCAAUAACUCGGAUAGAUCGAGUAAUAAUGUUAGUGGGUCGGAUCUAUGAAUUGUGUAUAGCCUACAUAAUAUGUAUAAUAAAUUGUCAAAAAUACAGUAACUCCUGCAUAAUUAAUUAUAUACAUACUUAGAAAUUUAUUUUUAAUAAAUACUAUGCGGCUUGUAAAAAUAAAAUAUUGUUUUGCUUUUAUUGUCAUUUUACUGACGCUAAUAACAUUUUUAAUAAGUUUUAAUUUCAUACCAACUGGAUUUAAACAUAGUUUUUUCAGGACAAUCAUUGAAUCAAAGUCACCUCAACCAGUAACAGUAACAGAGAAGAAUCAUAUAUUUUUCUUGAAAACACAUAAAUGUGCUAGCUCCACUGUUCAAAAUAUACUGAUGCGAUUUGGUCAUAUGGAAAACCUUGAUUUUUUAUUACCAACUAUACAUAAUUACAUAGGAAAUCCUAUACAUUUUAAUACCAGUAUGGUAAGUAAUAAAUAUUCCACUGUGGAUGGCAAGUUUGACAUGUUCGUCCAUCAUACCAGAUACUCCCAAGAAGUAAAAUCUGUCAUGAGAUCCGGUACAAUUUAUGUCACUAUUCUUCGGGAACCUGCAGCAUUAUUUCAAUCAUUGUACUCAUUUUACCAUUUUGAUAAAAAAUAUAAAUGUAAUUUAACCGAGUUUAUCACCAAUAGACUUUCGAACAAAACAUCUGCAAACUAUAUAAAACGUUACAAUAAUAAAUUAGGAAUAAAUCAAAUGAAUUGGGACUUAGGAAUGGUUACAAACGAUUUUGAAAACAUUGAUAUGAUAAAUAAACAUAUAAAUAUGAUCGAAAGAGAUUUUGAUUUCGUAAUGAUAUUUGAAUAUUUAGAUGCAUCUCUUGUUUUGUUAGCACAUAUAAUGCAAUGGCCAUUAGAGAAAAUGGCUUACUUACCACUCAACAGCAGAAAAAAUACAUAUAAACAAAUAUUAUCAAAUGAUGAUGUUGAUCGGUUACUAAAAGUCAAUAUGGCAGAUAAUAUGUUAUACAAGCGGUUUUUAUUGAAAUUUAAAAAAAUGGUAAGCAAAUAUGGAAUAGAAAAGUUAAAAAAAGAAAUUAAACGUUUAAUGGCCAUAAAUCAAGAAAUCUUAGAAAUGUGUGUACAAUCAGUGGCAAAUAAAGGUUAUGCUGGAACAAUAUCAUACAAACUAAAAGCAAAUACAAAUGCAAUAUGCAAAUAUAUUGCAAUGAAUGAAUUGAAAUACACAUCAUAUCUAAGGGAAAUACAAUAUGAAAGACAAAAGAAGUAUAAUGAAUUGGAUAAAUUAAUGAAUAAUUAAAAUAUUAUAAAAUAUAUUAUGAUACAAAUUGAAAAACAUUGUUGAAUUAUAAACAUAUCUUUUUUUAUAUAUAUAAAUAAGACAAAUACAUUUAGUAGAGUGUAAAAACUCACAAAUUA